Poecilia reticulata (guppy) is the source of this 4058-nucleotide messenger RNA. NCBI's taxonomy places the organism in Eukaryota, Metazoa, Chordata, Actinopteri, Cyprinodontiformes, Poeciliidae. The record is from RefSeq and is a predicted model, not a curated record.
AAGGCAGCCAAUCAGACGACAGGUGACUGAAACAUUAGAUGCUUCUGACUGGUGGGAAUGGAUCGUGAGCCGGACAUGGGCCCCGGCAUAAUGGUCUGCGUUCAGCAGAUCGCUCACCCAGGCCCACCAUGGCUGCCAUCUGCCCACGCUGUAAUGCUCCAAUCAGAGCCUCUGCUGCCGCCGCCAUCUGUGCCGGUCAGGAACAAGCAUGAUAAGGUUGGAUAGUCGGACACAGCAGAUAGAAGAACAAAGAGACAUUUAGUAAAUAUUAAAAAGUAUGUUGACGAUGCAAUGCAGUCUAUAUUUGUUGUUGUUUUUUUAUUUGCAAACCCAGUCUUUCUGGAGGGAUCCAGUGGAUAUGAUGGCUACAAACUGGAGGGAAUGUGUCUGAUUGUUUAUCAUGGGCAGUAUUCAUUAGCUUAAACUCUGAAGCUGCGGGAAAACACUCCAACGCCGACGAGGUUGGCUGCUUGUUGCUCAUUAUCGGCCUGCCUCUAACAGACUGCAGCGGGGGAAUAGCUGCGGAUAAGUGGUCAGAUCCCGACUCACAGAUCUCCUUUUUAAAGCUUUCCACAGACUGAAUGUCAUUAUCAUGUGUUGACUCCGUCAAUAUGUGCAGCUGCUUUUUGUGUGCUGUUUACACAGCGCCGCCAUUACCGGGAGGCUAGCUGGUAAUGAGCCAAGCAGCAGACACCCGCAGGUCCCAUCAGCAGCAUACUGGUCAACACGUACGGCUGCAGACCCAUCGUCAUGAUGGGCGGCUGCCUUUGUGCCUUGGGCAUGAUCUCAGCGUCCUUCUGCACCAACGUGAUGCAGCUUUACAUCUGCAUCGGUGUCAUCGGAGGACUUGGACUGGCCUUCAACCUGCAGCCAGCGUUGACAAUGAUAGGCAAAUAUUUCUUUAAGAAGCGCCCCAUUGCUAAUGGGUUAGCGAUGGCAGGCAGCCCAGUCUUUCUCAGUACUCUGGCACCUCUCAACCAGUACCUCUUUAACCAGUUUGGAUGGAGAGGCAGCUUCCUCGUCCUGGGCGGGCUGCUGCUGAACUGCUGCGUGGCCGGCUCCCUCAUGAGGCCGCUUGGACCGCCGCCCGGCAAGGUCAAGAAGGACGAGGCGCUGGCCGCCGUCACCACUACGACUGAAAAGCGCAGCCUCUGGCAGAUAGUCAACAAGUACCUGGACCUGACGCUGUUCAAGCAUCGGGGCUUCCUCAUCUACCUGUCAGGCAACGUCAUAAUGUUCCUGGGUUUCUUUGCACCCAUUGUCUUCCUCGCUGCCUAUGCCAAAGACAUGGGUGUGGAUGAAUACUCUGCUGCCCUCCUGCUCUCAAUCUUGGCUUUCGUGGACAUGUUUGCCAGACCCUCCAUGGGGCUGCUGGCCAACUCACGAUGGGUUCGCCCCAAGAUCCAGUAUUUUUUCAGUCUCGCUGUGCUGUACAAUGGGGUGUGCCAUAUCCUUUGCCCACUAGUGGAAAGCUACACUGGCCUGGUGGUGUAUGCAGUAUUCUUUGGAUUUGCUUUUGGCAUGGUAAGCUCAGUGCUGUUUGAGACAUUGAUGGACCUGGUUGGAGCUCCGAGGUUCUCCAGUGCUGUGGGACUCACAACAAUUAUAGAGUGCUGCCCUGUUCUCAUUGGUCCACCAUUAGCAGGGAAACUUGUCGACGUCACCAAAAAUUACAAGUACAUGUAUUUCUGCUGUGGUAGUGUUGUCAUCCUGGCGAGUAUUUGGCUUUUCAUUGGAAACUUCAUUAACUACAGACUCUUGGAGCGUGAGCGUAAGCAGAGGGAGAUGUACAAACGAACUGAGACGGAAGAUCCCGACCGAGUUCGUUAUGAGAAGGAGGCUGACGGUGCGGCCCAGGCCUCCGAAGACCUGACCGACCAAAACCAAAAAGACGUAGAGCCCAUGCAAAGAGAGACCAACAUUUAAAACCGUUCUGCACUGCCAAACCUUGACCUUUCACCCCAGCUGCAGCCAUGCAACACCUUCAAGUAUAAAUCAACUGGGCUCCAAGCCAAGAGUUGCCUCUCACUGAUCAACCACACUCUGGUUGGGGCACUCAUUGGUAGUUCUCUGAAAAUAACUGCCAAAGCAACCGUUGUGUUGUAGGGACGGUGAGGUACAGUAUCUGUUUAUAAUAGCGCACUGGCUGUGAUUACAACUGUAAUAAAAAGGCGGUAAACAUAAGAAACUUACAGACCAAACUUCCUAUCUUUUCCACACUAAUUCUAGAUAAGCGCGAUUUCUCUGGGACACUGCAAAUAUGCUGCUGAUUUUAAUGUACUUAAGGUCCAUCCACUGGAGUGUUUUUUUUAUUCAUGAAAUAAACAACUUACUUUGAUUCACUUUGACUGAAUUGAAACCACCCAGGUUCAAACAUCCAAAAGCUACAUCAGUCGGUUAUUCUGGUUUCCCCUGGUUUCCAAUAUGAAGAAAAUACGAGCGGGAUGCUUUCCACAGUUUAAAGAUCCUUCAGAAAUUCAACUAGUGUGCUAAUUAAAUAAAUCAAACAUAGAUCCAGUUGUGAAAAAACACAUUGGGUGCAUUUACAUCAGCCUUCUGUAGUCUGCUUUAAUCAAAGUCUACUUUGUCUAGAAAGUCCAGUUCGUUUGGUGGGGGUGUGACUGAUCUCUGAUCUGGACCAAAAAGUUGAACUUGGGGUCUCGUGUGUCAGUGAUGAUUUCGCGGUCAGUAAUUUCUGUGAAAGCAAAUUUCACAGCAUAUUAUAGCUUCAACUAACAUCAAACCAUUUGAUGGUAUUGGUGGUACACAACUCCCUUAUCCAAGAAGACGUCAAAAGCCUCUGCACUCAAAGCGGCCUUCUACAGAACGACGCUCAAAAUACACAAGGAAGUAACUUGCUGUAGUUUCCUGCGUCACUGCUGCAAAAGUGAAUAUGUUUGAUCUUUGUGUUGGCAACGCAACCAACAUAGGACAGUAUGAAAACAGACACUUCUGAGUUGACUUAAAUUUGCAUCUUGAAACGUCAAUGCUUGACUUACACUUUAGACUUUACUCUUUAUUUCAUGUAAUAAGGCAUGAAAAUAAGCUGUUAAGUGUAAUGCUUGAUUUAGGCUUGACAGAGGUCCACAUGGCGCAGGGCGCUCAAAUUGCAUCAUUUCAGUAAACACGCCCCUCUACGUAUUGCCCGUGCGGACUAAAUUUGGUCAUGGUGUCGCUAAUAACAACCGUGGAGACGAGAAUAACAAUAAAUACUGCAGAAAUUGUAGCAGUCUGAUUCCACCUGUAAAUCAUUUGAGUUAAUGAUUUACUCUGUGGGUUACCAUUGUGUAUUAAAAUAUUGUUUGUCAUAUUAACAUCACAAAACGAAGACCUGAAGGAACAUUAAUAUCGCAGCAUACUUAUGUUUUUGUUUUCUGCUGGGAACCAAAGCAGUACAUUUUCUAACGUUCACCUUUUUCUUUGAGGUUGCCAUAAAAACUGGGGGGGGAACUCAAAGCAAAAAAUAGCAAUUGGUGUCAGAGACAAAAUUAGCUUAAGUAUAGCUAAUUUUUCUCCUUUUUUGUAUUUUGAUGGAGUAAAUGUUGACAGUGUUGCCACCUACUGGCCUGGCAUGAGUAUUUCAUAAUUUAUAUAGGAAUACUGCUUUGGAUGCAGAUUUUAAUUUUUUUUCUUCAAACAAUUUAAAAGGGGUUUAACAGAAUAAAACUGACUCCAACUUUUCUAAAAACUGAACAGAUGUGGUCACAGCUGGUGAUGCUGGUAUCCAUAUAUUACUCUGUCCUCCUGAGCACUGUAAAGCUGUGUUAUAAAACCUGUGCAAACCUUUGAUCAAGUCAUAAAAAAUGCUGCAUUAACCGUCUUGGGUACAAUAGUCCCACUCUCAUAUCAAAUAUGCUGCACUAAAUGUCAAAUUGCCACACUUCAACCCCCUGACAUUGUUUUAAAAUUGCUGCAAUUCACUGAAUUUAAUUACGGUUGAAUGUAAUUUCCUCUGUGGGCCUUAAUAAGGUAUUAAGGACCAAAACCCUGUCUGCGUAUUGGGGGCCGUCUACAGGCAGAGCCCAUGAGCAAUACACUCUCUCUCAUAUUAAUGCAAA